Molecule: messenger RNA, 441 nt
Organism: Gongylonema pulchrum
Lineage: Eukaryota; Metazoa; Nematoda; Chromadorea; Rhabditida; Gongylonematidae
Source: the annotation of a GenBank genome assembly
AUGCGAAUGUCGCUUAGUGAAUUGUGUGAAUGUGAAGUACUACUGUUCAAUGUCAAAUACAUCGCUUUCGAGGGUCGCAUUUUGCGCCAAGCUGUUCGUGCACAGUUUCUGUUCAUAAAUCGCACCAACGAUGCAUUGUUGCCUGCCGAUCGGGCCAUAUCAAUUAUUGAUAAAAAAGCGCUGAAUCCGAAAUCACCAGUGCCAAAACUAAGCGCCAUCACUGUAAAUCGUUGGUUCAUGACGAAAAUAUUAAGCAUUAUGACCUCCUUUCAAGCAGUUCUUGUUGAAUUUCAGCAAACAACUAAUGCGGUAAAGCUUGCUGAUGCUAUGCCAUAUUCGGGUUUUCGUGAAAUAGCUAUAUUGCUUGCUAUCUUCGCAUUCCUGACACUUUCACUGCUGAUUGUACUCGCCGUCAUUCUCUGCUACUAUCGCUCAAAGUAA